This is a messenger RNA of Mus pahari (shrew mouse), 1952 nucleotides long. RefSeq names its product spermatogenesis associated 18 (gene Spata18). The transcript has 13 exons. The record is from RefSeq and is a predicted model, not a curated record. The coding region runs from base 207 to 1823 and encodes 538 amino acids. Gene Ontology annotation, biological process: mitophagy by internal vacuole formation; mitochondrial protein catabolic process. Gene Ontology annotation, cellular component: mitochondrial outer membrane. NCBI's taxonomy places the organism in Eukaryota, Metazoa, Chordata, Mammalia, Rodentia, Muridae.
GCGGGGGAGCCAGAACAGCGCGCCGGGCAGGGGGGACCUGCCCGGUCCGACCCGAGGGGGAGGAUGGACACUCCAGCCGCGUUCUGAGCCUGUGUGGAAGAUAACAUCCUUAAGCUACAUCACCCAGUCGUCCAGCCUAAGCCACCCACUCCCCCGUCCCCUGUACUACUAGAUCUCCCGGAGUCGGAAGCGCGAAAAACCGCGCGAUGGCAGACAGCUUGAAGAAGCUGGCCAAAAGCGAAUCUUUACAAGCGCUGCAGGAUAAAGUCACCUACUGGGUCAAUGACUACAACACAAACUCCUGUGAUCAAAAUCUAAAUUAUUGCAUCGAACUCAUCGAACAAGUUGCUAAAGUGCAGGCACAGCUCUUUGGGAUCCUCACAGCGACGGCCCAAGAAGGGGGAAAUAAUGAAGGCGUGGAGACAAUCAAGUGUCGCCUUUUGCCCUUGCUGCAGACGUCCUUCAGUUCUCUAAACGUGGGGAAAACGGCUGAGACUGAGAUUUGUCAGGAUUUCCCACUGAGAAGCAAAAACAGAGACAGUUCUCUGGGUCAGGACCAACAUCAAUCAGACGAUGAAACGUUCUCAGAGAAUCAACCAAACCAGGUUCAAGACGAUCUGGCUGAAAAUGGAAAGAGUCUUGAAGGAACCAAGAACGGAUCAACCAUAUCCCUCCUGGCGGCCGAGGAGGAGAUAAAUCAGCUAAAAAAGCAGCUCAAAUCUCUUCAAGCUCAGGAGGAUGCCCGCCACAAAACCUCGGAGAACCGUCGCUCUGAGGCUUUGAAAAGUGAGCAUCGAAGUUCAAACAAACGAACCCAGGACCAACGGACCCAAGAUGUGGUGUCCAACUAUGAGAAACAUCUGCAGAAUCUGAAGGACGAGAUAGCUGUCCUGUCUGCUGAAAAAAGUGGUCUCCAGGGAAGGUCUGCCAGGAGCCCGUCUCCUAGCCCAGGCAACCGCCACCGCCAUCGUGGCCGCAGCCGCAGCCACAGCCGCAGUCGCAGCCGCAGCCACAGCCGGUCCAAUAGCCCCUGCACCACAGUGGCCAAGGUCAGAAGCCCGUCCCCAAACCGUUCCAAAAUGUCCAGCGUGGCUCGCAAAGCUGCUCUCCUGUCCCGAUUCAGCGACGCCUAUUCCCAGGCCCGUCUGGAUGCUCAGUGCUUGCUGAGGCGUUGCAUCGACAGGGCAGAGACGGUGCAGCGGAUCAUUUACAUCGCUACAGUGGAGGCAUUUCAUGUAGCUAAAAUGGCAUUCAGGCACUUCAAGAUCCGAGUGAGGAAGAUGUUGACACCAUCGAACGUGGGCUCUAAUAAUGACUUUGAGACCGCAGUCUCUGAAUACAUUGUUUGUCACCUGGACCUGUAUGACUCUCAAAGCAGUGUCAAUGAUGUGAUCCGUGCCAUGAACGUCAACCCCAAGAUCUCAUUCCCUCCUGAAGUUGACUUCUGCCUCCUCACGGACUUCAUUCAGGAGAUUUGCUGCAUCGCUUUUGCGAUGCAGUCUUUAGAACCACCCCUCGAUAUCGCAUUCGGGGCAGAUGGGGAAAUCUUUAAUGAUUGCAAGUACCGCCGCAGCUAUGACUCGGACUUUACUGCUCCCUUGGUCUUUUAUCACGUGUGGCCUGCUCUCAUGGAGAAUGACUGUGUCAUUAUGAAGGGAGAAGCUGUCACCAAAAGAGGGGCUUUUUGGAGUUCCGUGAGACCAGUAAUGCGAUGCCGUAGCAGGAGCUUAAGCCCCAUUUGUCCUCGUAAUCAUUUUGGAAUAAGCACGGUAUCUCGAAGUCGAAGCCCUUCUCCAAUAAGAUGUACAUUCGCAAGGUACUGAAUCCACCAGCCACGUUCCUUUGCCACCGUUGGAACAGCCAGCUUCCUCAGAGCACCCACCCACCUGCCUUGUCUGCCUCUGACCUCGCUUAACAUGAAAUGAAAAGACAAUUCUGUGUGUCACUCCGCA